Molecule: messenger RNA, 891 nt
Organism: Pan troglodytes (chimpanzee)
Lineage: Eukaryota; Metazoa; Chordata; Mammalia; Primates; Hominidae
Exons: 1
Coding region: 1-891 (296 amino acids)
Source: RefSeq, a predicted model, not a curated record
AUGGGCUGGGGGUGCCGUGUGCCAGGAUGGGGUGGGGCGGCCCUAGGCCGGCCUGACUCCGGGACCGGGCUGCGGGCGAGGGUCUCGGGGCCCGGCUCGGCCGGCUUCCGGGCCGAGAAAGAAGGGCAGAGGAAGCGGUCAGGGUCCCCUCCGGCCCCGGCCUCCCUCCCGGAGUAUAAGCCCUUGGAGGCCAGGUUUUGGGUUGCUGCCGCCCAGCCCUUUCGGUCUCCACUUCUCCCCACGGACGUUUACAGCUGCUCGCUUUAUUUCUCCCUCCAUUCCCCCGUGGAGCCCCCUCGGCAGCAGAGGGGUCGCGUGCUUCUCCUCUCCCGCCUGCGCCUCCCUCCUUCCCACCCGACAGCCCAGGAGGAGCUGCGGGCGCGGCCCUGGGACGGCCGGAGCCUGGGGCGUCUGCUCGCUCGCGCCCUCCCAGGCGUUGCCGCGGGUCCGAGCCCCCGCAGAGGUGGGCAUAGCCCCGGGGCCGCAGAAAACGAAGGCAGCUGGGCAGGGAUGCUCGAUUUCCCGAGCCCCACUUUCCUUUCACAGCCCACUGGGAUGUGUAGUUCUUCCGCCUGCAGGCCUGCGCCGAGGAGAAGCACGACUCGGGGCCUUAGAAACUACAAGUCCCUGCAUCCCCCGCGACAAGGGCAGGAGAGGCGUGGUGCUGGGCGUUCUGGGGCUAGGUGGUGGGAGAUGGGAACCAACAAAGGGGGUUGUGGGGAACGGUGCCUUCUCUGUACUGGGCAGUUUGCACGUUACACAUGUUCUUUGUCUAAUCUUCGCCGGAACCCGGUGAGGCAUUAUUGUAUCCAGCUUAGAGAAAGCUUAACUACUGGCCAAACAUCACAAAGCUCCCAAGUAGUAGAGAUGGCAUCGAACCCAGAGCCCUAA